CACAAGUCGCACGCGUGUACUCGCUUUGCACGCGUGCGCCUUAUACUAUUUUCGCCCGCACUUUCCUUCUACAUCGACGCGCUAGGGUGUGCGCACACCAUAACAAACAACCAUCUCAAGCCCACUUUGCUCUCUCGUCAUGGCGGUCAAAAUUCUGAAUCCACAACCUCUACCGUAUCGGUGGCAAUCGUCUCUAAACAGACUGCAGAAAAAGAUCAAAACCAGCGAACACACUUUGAAACUACUGCCGACGGUCGACGCCCUUACCUUCUGCGAAGCUACGCAUCUUGAGAAGAACACGAUCAGACUCCACCUCGGUCAUCGUAAUCAGGCAGAUGGCGCGCAGGCGAGUAUUUGGGCACACGUUCACUUCGAUCGCAAACGAAUGAAGCCGCCUGUUGUGUUUGAAGACGAGAUCAACACGCAGGGUAAAGUAACACGAUAUCCACGUUCAGCAACAUCACUCCUGCGCAAAGCAACUGGGUUGCAACCACCAUUCUGCUUCCUUGAAUUUGACCCAUCCGACAAAGUAGCUAAUGUUCGCGACAUGAUUUGUGCACUUGUGCUCUAUCUAUUCCUUGCCGCUGGCCUUGACGACUGCGCUAUACACUGGAGCAAGUUUGACAGUAGUCUUGUACAUGCGCUUGAAUACAUCAACAGCCGUUGUGAAUAUCAUGAUUGGCUACGAAACGGAGCGAUAUAUCGGCCUUCAACCGAUAGAGAAGCGAGUAAAAUCGAAAAGACGUUGUUGGAAGGAUUCGAGGACACAACAACUAUUGAAGAGCGAGAAGCAAACGAGCAAGCAGUGGCCGGAACGGAUGCCGUCAGCGUCACACAGAGCAACAGAGGGAGACUUCACUCAAUGAGAAUCUCUGUCGUCCCCAGACCUACGAGGAUGACAGGGCCUUACUUAGAAGAACCCGAGAGGGGAGACACGACAUCUGAGGGUUCCGGAGUAGAUUCCGGCGACAACUUGGACGAUUCACAAGAAACCUCCAGGAGAGACCAAGGUCUUGUGGGUUGUACAACUGUAAGGGCGUCUUUGAUGAUACGACUCAAGAUCGACCCGGAGACACUGGCAGAGAUUAUGGCCGGAGAUAUAUCAACCCGGCGCCUGGUAAUCCCUGACAGUGAAGCUGGAACGGAUGAUAUGGAGAUUGAUGAAUUGGAACCGAACGCGCGAGGAACAAACCAUGAAGACCUUCCAGUGCCUUCCAUCGAGAUACAGCCUCCAUCCCAGCAGGAAGAUUAUGUCAAAUCCAACUUUAACGUACAUAUGCCCAGCGAUGGCGAUCCAACUGAUGGACACGAUGGAGUAAAUGGGCCUGAUGGAGCACGAGGCAGUGCACGAGACAGCGGUUUUGUGUCGGCGGUCUCAUCGCCCAGCUUCUCAUCGGAUCAUAUAAGGCUGGCGUCAGAUCUUCAGGGCCAAGAUGUACACAGCCGCUACGAAGGUACUAAAGAAGUAGGAAAUGAGCGCGAAAUGUCCAGAGAUGGUACCGAGUUAUCGAGAGAUGACUCUGCCACAACAUCGUGUGGUACGAACGGCCCUAAAGAGCAGCUUCCUCCAGUCGUCAAACCCCUCCCGGUAUCGAGCAGCGCGAACAAAUUGAGAAGCGUGUCAGUGAUCAGUAUCGGCAGCUCGAAUGGUACUGGAGCACAUGGUGUGUCUGUUAAGCCACUGCUAGGUCUACGACAUCCAUCUCAGUAUUUGGCAGCACGAACCUCAAACACAGCAAAGUCUCCAGAAGUCAUCAACCUAUGCAGUGAUGACGACGGCGAUGACGAUGACAACAUCCUCCCAGAAUCAAGAAUGCGGGUCGAAGCUACGCCUGGUAUACCAAACGCGGCACCGUACAUAACCUCCAGAGCUAUGAGUUCAGACAGCGGGAGGGUAGUUACUGGCAUUGCGGGAAGUCGAGGCGUAAAGAGGAAAGCGGGCGAGAGCGUCACGAAACCCCUACCCCAUGAAGAUGAUGACUUUGUUGUGGAAACAACCGGCGAUGGCUGGCGACAGGCUACUUCGCGGCAGUCGCAAUCGCAGCGGCCGUGAGUCAGUCUUGAGGAGUUUAUGGAAAAAGCAUGUAUAUGGCCAUGGAUACAUGUCUUAUCUGCACCAGUCGGAUGGAAAGGUCUUGAGGGAAUAUAUAACCUGUACAAGACGCCCGACAGCUUGUACCAAAAUGCCACGAACAACAAUGGAGUCCUCCAAAGAUGUUAAUCGGAUAUAGAUUGCGAAUCUCACUGGAAUGCAACGAUGACGUCGACGUAAUGCAUAGCGCGCUUUCCAACAAUCAUUAGCGUGUC
Messenger RNA from Dothidotthia symphoricarpi CBS 119687, 2307 nucleotides. RefSeq lists its product as uncharacterized. Bases 140 to 2053 code for a protein of 637 amino acids. The transcript has a single exon. The record is from RefSeq and is a predicted model, not a curated record. Lineage: Eukaryota; Fungi; Ascomycota; Dothideomycetes; Pleosporales; Dothidotthiaceae.